AAGCUCAUCAACCAAUCAAAUUACUCGUAAGACGAAACCAUCCAAUCAUGAGGAGGACUGGGAAUCUUUUUUUUUAGAAAAUCCAAAAUGGCGGACGAUGGGAUGAUGGCGGAGUUUUGUAGAAGAAUUCCUAAAAUUGAGCUUCAUGCGCACCUGAAUGGCUCCAUCAGUUUGGACACAAUGGACAAGCUGUUCACCUACAAGCACCAGACAAGCCCAGAUGACCCUUCCUUACCCAGUCGAGAUCUACUAAUGGGCUGGAAAGCUGAUGGUGAAAACUUUAGUGAGGGGUUCAAAGUGUUCUCAGUCAUUCACAAGUUAGUAGAUGAUGUUAACUCUGUCAAAAUAGUGACAGGGGAUGUCAUCCAUGAUUUUGCUGGAGAGAAUGUUAAAUACCUGGAGCUGAGGAGCACUCCUAAGUCAAAUCCCAAGACAGGGAUGACUAAACAGGCCUAUGUUGAUGCCAUACUAACGGCUAUUGAAGAAGCAAAACAGAAAUCACCAGGGAUUGUUGUGAGGUACCUGGUUUCGAUAGACAGAAAAAAGGGACCUGCAGAAGCUGUCGAGAAUGCUCAGCUGGCGGUAGAUUACAGAAAGAGAUAUGGAGAUGUGGUUUGUGGGGUAGACCUGGGCGGCGAUCCAGCUGCAUUUGAAUCUAAGGACUUCCUUCCAGCACUGGCCAAAGCAAAAAAGUAUGGGCUCAAGCUUGCACUUCAUAUUGCUGAGGUUCCUGGUGCCAAGGAAGCCAAGGAUCUUCUGGAGUUACCGACGGACAGGAUAGGUCAUGGCACAUGCCUACAUCCAGAUAGGGGGGGCUCUCAGGAACUCUUAGACAUUGUAGAGAAACAUGCUAUUCCAUUGGAGUUGUGCUUGUCUUCCAAUGUUCAGUGUCACACAGUCAGCUCAUACGAUGACCACCACAUGUGGCACUGGUACAACACCAACCAUCCCUUCGUCAUAUGUGUAAGUACAACAUCAACCACCCCUUUGUCAUAUGUGUAAGU
Nematostella vectensis (starlet sea anemone) is the source of this 1004-nucleotide messenger RNA. Its product is annotated as adenosine deaminase-like protein. Bases 88 to 1002 code for a protein of 304 amino acids. Gene Ontology annotation, molecular function: adenosine deaminase activity. The record is from RefSeq and is a predicted model, not a curated record. Gene Ontology annotation, biological process: adenosine catabolic process; inosine biosynthetic process. Lineage: Eukaryota; Metazoa; Cnidaria; Anthozoa; Actiniaria; Edwardsiidae. The transcript has 9 exons.